Messenger RNA from Entrophospora sp. SA101, 1371 nucleotides. The record is from the annotation of a GenBank genome assembly. NCBI's taxonomy places the organism in Eukaryota, Fungi, Glomeromycota, Glomeromycetes, Entrophosporales, Entrophosporaceae.
AUGGAAUUCAGUAAUAAUCUUAUUAACGACCCUUCAAAUGAUAUGUCUAAAGACGAACAAAUCAAAAAGUUGAACGAGCAAGUUAAAGCAUUAAAUGAAAGAAUUGAUGCAUUACAAGAAGAAAAUACUAAAUUAAUAUUGAAGACGUCGGAUCUUAUAGAUGAAAAUAAAUUAAAAUUGCUUGUCACAAUAUCAAAAUCCAUUGAUGAACAUUUAUCAGAGAGUCAUACUCGUCUUACUUGGCCCCCUUCCACACCAAACACAAAUAACAGCAACAUUGUUCUAUCGUCAUCAGAGGACGAAGAUACUUUAGUAACGAGCAAUAACACUACUUUAAAACCUUAUCCCCACCAACCUCAACUCAUAACCUUAAACUCUGAAAAUAACGGUGCCCCAUCAUUCGGUACUGAUACAACAGGUCAUGAAACUACAGCUAUUACAACAAAUAAACCGGGUCAUCAAAAUCCUUUUCAUUUUAUCACAAGUAAUAUGAAUGCCAACAAUACGAACAGGCUUAAUAAUCAAAAAAGAUUUAUCAAUAACAAUAAUAAUAACGCUCUUAAUAAUAAUAACAACAACAAUCUUAAUAAUCUUAAUAUCAGACAACAAAAUAAUGGCAACAAUAAUAAUCAAAAUAAUCAAAAUAAUCAAAAUAAUAUGAAUUUCAGUAACCGUCAAAAGAAUAAUAACAACAACUACAACAAUAAUAACAAUAAUAGUAAUCAAUAUACUCUCUUUGUAUCUUGGCCAGGAGUAAUCUCAGGAGAGGAAGAAAUUUAUAGUUUAUUUAAUAGUGACGAUAUUGCUGAUAUUAGAUAUGUGCAAGGAAAACAAUUUGCUCAUGUUGAUCUUAAGUCUCAAGAAGCGUUAGAUGAAGCUAUGAAAUUGAAUUCAGUGAUUAACAACAAUCAUAUUAACAAUAACAUUAAUAAUCUAGUUGGCCAAAGACCACCUCAGCAACAACUACACUAUAAUAAUAACAACAACAAUAAUGGUAAUAAACCUUUCCUUAAUAACCGUCAAAAUAACAAUAAUAAUAACAAUAGAAACAAUACUACAAAUGGUAUUCAAACACAACAAAAACAUAAAUACAAUAAUAAUAAUAAUACUGGCGGGACUAUUUAUCGAACAGUCUCAGGGAUUGAGGAACUUUAUGGUUUAUUUAAUAAUGAAGAUGUUGCUGAUAUUAGGUAUGUGCCAGGAAAACAAUUUGCUCAUGUUGAUCUUAAGACUCAAGAAGCGUUAGAUGAAGCUCUGAAAUUGAAUUCAGUGGUUAAAUAUCCAACACAAGUGAUGGAUGGAUGGUUUGAUAUCGAUCAUGAUGCGGUGAUGGCUAGAAAAUUAUUAUUGUUAAUUUGUUUUAAUUAUUAG